Paramisgurnus dabryanus is the source of this 1065-nucleotide messenger RNA. RefSeq names its product mediator complex subunit 7 (gene med7). Gene Ontology annotation, biological process: regulation of transcription by RNA polymerase II. The record is from RefSeq and is a predicted model, not a curated record. Gene Ontology annotation, molecular function: transcription coregulator activity. Gene Ontology annotation, cellular component: mediator complex. NCBI's taxonomy places the organism in Eukaryota, Metazoa, Chordata, Actinopteri, Cypriniformes, Cobitidae.
AAUUCUUUCAUCUUUUGACCUGAGUGAGAUAGGAUUCGAGACAUGCAAGACGAUUCGUUCGUCUUGCAUAUGUUUACUGAAAAUCUUAUAACGUAGCCCACAUUACUUACUAUUAAUAAAGGUGGUCGUUUCGAUAUCAAAAAUGGGGGAGCCACAGCAGGUCAGUGCUCUUCCACCUCCACCUAUGCAGUACAUCAAAGAGUACACUGAUGAGAAUGUGCGAAAAGGGCUGGCCCCCAAACCUCCACCUCCCAUUCGAGACAGUUACAUGAUGUUUGGUAACCAUUUCCAGUGUGAUGAUCUGAUUAUUCGACCCUUGGAGAGCCAGGGCAUUGAGCGCCUACACCCAAUGCAGUUUGACCAUAAAAGAGAGCUGAAGAAAUUAAACAUGUCUAUUUUGGUGAACUUUCUCGACCUUCUGGACAUCCUUAUCAAAAGCCCUGGCAGCAUUAAACGAGAGGAAAAGCUUGAGGACAUGAAACUCCUUUUUGUCCAUAUGCAUCAUCUCAUUAACGAGUACCGGCCGCACCAGGCCAGGGAGACACUUCGGGUCAUGAUGGAGGUACAGAAGAGACAAAGGCUGGAGACAGCUGAGCGUUUCCAGAAGCACCUUGAGCGGGUGGUGGAGAUGAUCCAGGGGUGUCUUGCUUCACUGCCUGAUGAUUUGACACAGCCAAACAGCUCUAGUGUGAUGGAAGCUGGUGGUGCAGGCUCUGCUGGUGCAUCUAGACUAAAAACCGAGCCUAUGGAUGUAGAUGACGCAGGAGUUAGUUGCAUGGUUGUGCAAACGGACAAAAAUGUGCCCUCAAAGCGGGACAAAGUGUGUGAUAAGGAUGCUGCAAUGUGCAGUAUUAUUGAUGAAAUGACUUGAGGUGUCUGGGGAUAUUUGUUUUGUUUGUUUUUAUGGUCUUUGGGAAAAUGCCAGUUCUUCUUUGUUACAAAACUAACUUUGCAUAGGCAGCCCACAAAGACCAACCAUGGAGAUUAGUACUGUUUACACAGUUGUAAGCUUAUAGUCAAAGUAAAUGUUAAAUAAAGAAAAGUGUGACUUACUUUUUAUUUUCA